UGGCGGCGGCCGCCUGAGCCGGCGGGCGGCGCGGCACGUCGCGGCGGCGGGGCCCUUCCGGCGCCGCUCCCCUCUCGCUGCGGCUCGUCCGCGCGGCGGCCCGGCGCGCCAUGGACAGGCCGGUGGCGGCGGUGGCGGCUGCGGCGGCGGCGGCUGGCAGCGAGGGCGGCGGGGGCCCGGGCCCGGGCUCGGCGGGCGGCAGGAAGCCCCCUCGGGGCGCUGGGGGCCCCGCUGCCGGCUCCCGGCAGCCCAGCGUGGAGACCCUGGACAGUCCUACAGGAUCACAUGUUGAAUGGUGUAAACAGCUUAUAGCUGCUACAAUUUCUAGUCAGAUUUCAGGUUCAGUGACGUCAGAAAAUGUAUCCAGAGACUACAAGGUUUUCAGGAGGCCUGAUAUAAGGAAUAUGCAUAAAGCGAGACAAAGAUUGGAGAUUCAGGAAGAACACAAUGGCUACCCUUCUGAAGCCGAAGCUGAUCAGGUGGCCCUAAGAGAUGGAAAUAAGCUGGCACAGAUGGAAGAAACGCCACUUUUUCCAGGAGAAUCCAUCAAGGCCACUGUGAAAGACGUUAUGUACAUCUGCCCAUUUAUGGGCGCAGUAAGUGGAACCCUGACCGUGACGGACUUCAAGAUGUACUUCAAGAAUGUAGAGAGGGACCCGAAUUUUGUCCUCGAUGUUCCCCUUGGCGUGAUCAGCAGAGUUGAGAAGAUUGGUGCGCAGAGCCACGGUGACAAUUCCUGCGGGAUAGAGAUCGUGUGCAAGGAUAUGAGGAACUUGCGACUUGCUUAUAAGCAGGAAGAACAGAGUAAACUUGGGAUAUUUGAAAACCUCAACAAACUUGCAUUUCCUCUUUCCAAUGGGCAGACACUCUUUGCAUUCAGCUACAAAGAAAAAUUUCCCAUGAAUGGGUGGAAAGUUUAUGAUCCUGUAUCUGAAUACAAGAGACAGGGCUUGCCAAACGAGAGCUGGAAAAUAUCGAAAGUGAACAGUAACUAUGAGCUCUGUGACACCUACCCUGCUGUCAUUGUUGUGCCAACUAGUGUGAAAGAUGAUGACCUUUCAAAAGUGGCAGCCUUCCGAGCAAAAGGCAGAGUCCCGGUUUUGUCGUGGAUCCAUCCAGAAAGUCAGGCAACGAUUACCCGUUGCAGCCAGCCACUGGUGGGUCCCAACGACAGACGCUGCAAAGAAGACGAAAAAUACUUGCAGACGAUCAUGGACGCCAAUGCGCAGUCCCACAAGCUUAUCAUCUUCGAUGCCCGGCAGAACAGCGUCGCCGACACGAACAAGGCCAAGGGCGGAGGGUACGAAAGUGAAAGCGCUUACCCCAACGCGGAGCUCGUGUUCUUGGAGAUCCACAACAUCCACGUGAUGAGAGAGUCCCUGCGCAAACUGAAGGAGGUCGUGUACCCUUCCAUUGAUGAGGCACGGUGGCUCUCCAGCGUGGACGGGACGCACUGGCUGGAGUAUAUAAGGAUGCUUCUUGCUGGGGCAGUAAGGAUCGCCGAUAAGAUAGAGUCUGGGAAAACGUCGGUGGUGGUGCACUGCAGCGAUGGCUGGGACCGGACCGCCCAGCUGACGUCUCUGGCGAUGCUGAUGUUGGACAGUUACUACCGCACCAUUAAAGGCUUCGAGGCGCUCAUAGAAAAGGAGUGGAUAAGCUUCGGACAUAGGUUUGCGCUGAGAGUGGGCCACGGCAACGACAACCACGCAGAUGCUGACCGAUCCCCUAUAUUUCUUCAGUUCAUUGAUUGUGUUUGGCAAAUGACAAGACAGUUUCCGUCGGCAUUCGAGUUUAAUGAGCUGUUCCUGAUCACAAUUUUGGACCAUCUAUAUAGCUGUCUCUUCGGGACUUUUUUGUGCAACUGUGAACAGCAACGGUUCAAAGAGGAUGUAUAUACGAAGACUAUAUCUUUAUGGUCCUAUGUCAAUAGCCAGCUUGAAGAAUUUUCUAAUCCUUUCUUUGUGAAUUAUGAAAACCACGUCUUGUAUCCUGUUGCUAGUCUGAGUCACUUGGAACUAUGGGUAAACUACUAUGUGCGCUGGAACCCACGAAUGCGGCCUCAGAUGCCCGUCCACCAGAAUCUCAAGGAGCUGCUGGCCAUCAAGGCGGAGCUGCAGAAGCGCGUGGAGGACCUGCAGCGGGAGUUGGCCACGCGCGCCUCGUCCUCAUCGGAGCGGGGCUCCUCGCCGUCCCACUCGGUCACCCCCGUCCACACCUCCGUCUGAGGGGCGCCCAAGGCCAGCACUCGUGGUGACUCCGGCCGGCCAGGACCUCCCGCUCGGCGGCUCAGGCACGGGAUGGUAGCUUGUGAUCUUGUCUUUUAGGAUUAGGCCCGAUGUCCUCCCAGUCUGGAAGGCACUUCCCCCCGGCGACCCUUUGUGUGGCUAGGUGACCACUCCCACUGUCAUCAAGUGCUUUGUUUUGUGAACCAUUUCCCUCGGGUCCAUGCUCUGCUGCGACGGCCAACUCGCCGCGGCUCCAGGGGUGGGCGCGAGGUGGAGGGGUAAGGGGUCCCCCGUUUCUUUCUGAGGUAAGCCCUUCAUUUUCAGAACCCCCUAGUCCCUUACAGACCGCGCUGGCCAUGGGGCUGCUUUCAGCCCUUCGCUAGGGCUCCACGAGCGUUUGGACCUGACUGUGACGUCGGGUGCAGCGCCGUUGCCAGGCCUCCGGCCCUCGUCGCGCCCAGGGCCUUCUGCACCCGUUACUGUUGUGUACAUAGAAGGUAUUUUUAAAAAAAGAGAAACAUGCCUUUAUUUUCCUAUGUCCUUUUUUAUGUUUAGACUAGUCACCUGAGGCGGCUUCUGCUUAACUGGACUGGGUGAGACCUUGUCAAACAAGGCUCGAGCCAACUUCCUGCGGUACACCUGCAGCAGGGUUGGAAUAGGGUCGCUGGACCAGUGGGGUCCCCCCCCCCCCCGGACACAGGUGCUUGCCUCCUGAGGCUGCUCCAGGCCGGUGGCAACAGCAGCAGCGGUUCCCACCCCCCACCCCCGCCCGGGGAUGGCGGGACCCCGCACUGGGCCUCCUCGGGGGUCCUCCCGGGGCCGUCUGUCUGCUGCUCCCUGGCUGCCGCGCCUCACCCCUGCCGUCCCUCUCUGCUGCUGUUCACACCCGAGCGAGCCCGCCCUCCCCUCUUAGCUGCCCAGCGGCAAGGGUUCUCCUGUCCUGGAGACCCCUGUCUGGCUCCGCCCCCCUGCUGCUCCGCGACACGCCGCCACCGUGCUCCCUGGCUUGCUCCCCCUCACCGGGCCGGCGUGGCGGGGGUGGGGAGGGGGUGGCGGGGCCCCAGGGGCCUGUGCUACCACCCACUCUGCCCACUGGGGGCCCCCCACCCCGGCCAGCCCCAGCCAUGCCCACCCCAUCGACAAGCAGCACAACAGCCCCUUUCCUCUGUGUGCGCCUGGCACACAACCGUCUCUAACACAACUUGAAGCGCGCCCUUGUUGCCUAAGCGGUUCUUUUAUUUAAGUGUACUAGAAUGUAAAACGGUCAUGGCUCCGAUUUUUAAAAACCGGUACAGUAUUGUAUUCGCCCCAUCUGAUACACUGCAUUUCGAUCUGUAAUUAAAAUAAUAUGUUUGCUC
Lutra lutra (Eurasian river otter) is the source of this 3583-nucleotide messenger RNA. RefSeq names its product myotubularin related protein 1 (gene MTMR1). Bases 111 to 2225 code for a protein of 704 amino acids. Gene Ontology annotation, molecular function: phosphatidylinositol-3,5-bisphosphate 3-phosphatase activity. The transcript is spliced from 18 exons. The record is from RefSeq and is a predicted model, not a curated record. NCBI's taxonomy places the organism in Eukaryota, Metazoa, Chordata, Mammalia, Carnivora, Mustelidae. Gene Ontology annotation, biological process: phosphatidylinositol dephosphorylation.